Molecule: messenger RNA, 1404 nt
Organism: Saccharomyces mikatae IFO 1815
Lineage: Eukaryota; Fungi; Ascomycota; Saccharomycetes; Saccharomycetales; Saccharomycetaceae
Product: histidine phosphatase family protein
Exons: 1
Coding region: 1-1404 (467 amino acids)
Cellular component (GO): fungal-type cell wall
Molecular function (GO): acid phosphatase activity
Source: RefSeq, a predicted model, not a curated record
AUGUUCAAGUCUGUUGUUUAUUCAGUUUUAGCCGCUUCUUUGGUUAAUGCAGGCACAAUCCCUCUAGGUAAGAUGGCCGACAUUGCCAAGAUUGGUACACAAGAAGAUAUCAUUCCCUUCUUGGGCGGUUCUGGGCCAUAUUUCUCUUUCCCUGGAGACUACGGUAUUUCUCGUGAUUUGCCUGAAGGUUGUGAGAUGAAACAACUACAUAUGUUUGCUAGACAUGGUGAAAGAUAUCCUACUUUCAGCAAAGGUGCAACGCUCUUGAAAACCUGGUACAAGUUAUCCAAUUAUACUGGUACAUACAAUGGCUCAUUGUCAUUUUUGAACGACGAUUAUGAGUUUUUUAUUCGUCAUCAUGAUGACUUGGAAAUGGAAACCACACUUGCCAAUUCUGAUGACGUUUUGAAUCCAUACACUGGUGAAAUGGAUUCCAAGAGACAUGCUCGUGAAUUUUUGGCACAAUACGGUUACAUGUUGGAAAACAAAACUAGCUUCCCAGUGUUUGCCGCCAGUUCUGAAAGAGUUCAUGAUACCGCUCAAUAUUUCAUUGACGGUUUAGGUGACCAAUUCAAUAUUUCCUUGCAGACUGUUAGUGAAGCUAUGUCUGCUGGUGCCAACACUUUGAGUGCCGCUAAUUCUUGUCCGGCUUGGGAUGGAGAUGCUUUCGAUGAUAUUUUGAGUCAGUACGAUACUACAUACUUGGAUGAUAUUGCCAAGAGAUUAAACAAGGAAAACAAGGGUUUGAAUUUGACCUCAACUGAUUCCGACAACUUGUUUGCAUGGUGUGCAUACGAAUUAAAUGCCAGGGGCUACAGUGAUGUCUGUGAUAUCUUUACCAAAGAUGAAUUGGUCCGUUAUUCCUAUGGCCAAGACUUGGUCUCCUUCUACCAGGAUGGUCCAGGUUAUGAUAUGAUCAAAUCUGUCGGUGCCAACUUGUUCAAUGCUACUUUAAAGUUGAUGAAACAAAGCGAAAUGCAUGAUUUAAAGGUCUGGAUGAAUUUCCUCCACGAUUGUGAUAUUUUAAACUACUUGACCACCGUAGGAAUCAUCGAUGACAAAAAUACUUUGACUGCAGACCACGUUUCAUUCAUGAACAACACCUACCGCAAGUCUUGGUAUGUUCCUCAAGGUGCCCGUUUCUACACUGAAAAGUUCCAAUGUUCCAAUGACACCUAUGUCAGAUACGUCAUCAACGACGCUGUCGUGCCACUCGAAUCCUGUUCCACUGGUCCAGGUUUCUCUUGUGAAAUAAAUGACUUCUACGACUACGCUGAAAAGAGAGUGGCUGGCACUGAUUUCCUAAAGGUCUGUAACGUCAGCAGUGUCAGUAACGUCACUGAAUUAACAUUCUACUGGGAUUGGAACACCACCCAUUACAAUGAUACUCUACUAAAGCAAUAG